This is a messenger RNA of Ambispora leptoticha, 205 nucleotides long. The record is from the annotation of a GenBank genome assembly. NCBI's taxonomy places the organism in Eukaryota, Fungi, Glomeromycota, Glomeromycetes, Archaeosporales, Ambisporaceae.
GUCAGGAAUUCACUCCGAACCGACGGGACUGAAAGAACGAAGAAAACAAACUACCUACCAAACGGACAUAGCCGAGAAGUCCGUGAUAUCCCUCCCACCAUACGGAUUAUUUAAAUUAGAUUUACAAUUUUUCGCUGUCGAAAAGGGGAAAGAAGUCGAAAAAAUAUCCGACGAACCAGCAAAAAUUCCGGAAAGACGGCUGAGU